AUGGAUGCAUCGGCAGCCGACACGACUACAUCGCCCGCCAGCACCACCAUCCACAGCACCAACAGCAGCACACAGGAGACUGGCAGCUUGACCCAGCAGUCGCCGCACGAAAGUCGCUUCAUUGGCAGCAGUAGCGGCGUAUACUUCAUCAAUACCGUCAAGCAGGCCUUUGAAACCUCCAGCCGCCUGCCUGCUGCCGAGGAGACAGUGGGUGGCGAAGACGACUUCGCCCCCUCCGCGCGCAAUUCGCCCGAGAGAGGUGCGCCAGAAGCAUUUGAAGUCCACAUCAGCAGCCAGAGGACCAUCGAGGUCAACACUUCCGCCCAGCUGGGCUCGCUCCCGCCCUACGAUGCCGCCCAGUUGAUGACCAUCGAGUACUUCAAAGUCUGGCAUCCCAUCGUGCCCUUUCUGUCUGGAGCCGCAUUUCUGGAGGACUUGGAGCUUUUGUACCGCGACCCACGCACCGCGAGAGGCUCUGGCCGAGUCCCCGCCGACAGGCAGAAGCUCUGUGCUCUCAUCAUCUUCCAAUGUGUCAUCGCCGUCGGAGCCUCUGCUCUCCCCGCCGAACACGCUCCUCCCUCCGCGCUGCCAUCGAGAUCCAAUCUCCUGUCUCUGGUGGCCGCACUCGCUUCCCGACAUGACAUUUUGACCGUGCAGACUCUUCUUGCUGCGCAGGUCUAUUGCGUCUCCACCCUUGCGCUCCGCACCGCCUCCUCCAUUGGUGGACUCUUAUGUAAGCUGUUGUUCCAUGCCGGUCUGCAUCGAUGCCCCUAUCGCUACCCUCAGCUGUCCAACGAGGACCGUGAUCUCCGCAAACGCAUCCUCUGGAGUGCAUACGCCCUGGAUCGCUAUCUCUGUCAAGCUCUCGGCAUCCCCGUGAGCUUGUCGGACCGUGAGAUCGAUGUGUGUCAGUCGGGUAGGCAAGAAAUACACGGGUCCCAUUCGACGGAAGUACUGUCCAGAGGCACCGCUUCGGCCUAUGCAGAGACUCCGGCCACCCACAACUCACAGGAGAAUAAUAAGCUCGAAGUGAUCUUGGCCAACUUUGUCGACUACGGCAAACUUGCCGGCAGAGUCAUGGACCUAUACCACAUAUCGCUACACUCUCGUCACCAUGAUCCGAGCAAAGUCCUGUUCUUGCGCUCGGACGUCGAUCGAUGGUUCAACAGCAUGCCCGAAGAGCCCGUAUACGCAUAUGGUGGUGUCAAUGGAGCAGACGAGCAGAUCGUCCGCUUUCUGCCGUUUUUGCACGUUCUCUACGAGCAGUUGAAGAUCUCGAUUCAUCGGCCGGCUCUGUCAUUGCCGCGGUCGUCGCCCGAAUUCCAUCAUGCUCUCCAAGUCACUAUUCGUGCUGCCAAAAGAACCAUCUUAGCACUCGAGCGACAGUCUCAGCUCUUCUGGCCGGGCUAUGUGGCCUCGGUCUGGAUGUCGGGUCUGAUCAUCUCCUUUGCCUGCCAAAUCGCCCUGUACAACACCUCACAAGGCUCGCAAGAGAUCGUGCGCUGCCUCGAUCUUCUGCAGCGCAUGGGAGAGCGAUGGCGAAGUGCGCAGCGGUGUCAUGCUGCACUUUCGACAUUACUCUCGGACUUACAGAAGACACAUCAACGUGCCCGACCUGAUACGCCGUCUGCAGAUCCUGCUUCCACACGUCCCGCCAAACGACAACGGCCUGACGGUGGUGCGGGAUUCGAAUGCGGCCGUGGGCUCAUGUCAGUGUCGCCGACUUCUCAUACUGACACCCCAGACCAUAGCAAGUCUGUGCCGCCGCGAAACACAGGCUUCGCCACUCCCAUGUCACAUCUUCAUGCUGGAGAUGGCAAUGUCAACGACUUCUUCGCUGAUAUCAGCUGGGAAAACCUGUUCGACAUCGGAGACAUGGCACAAGAUUCCGACAUGCAAUUCUUCGGACAAGGCAUCGCACCUACAGGGAUGAAGUAAGGUCAGCCAACGUAGGAGUACAAACUCAAUACCAGAUCCCGCUAGGUAUUUGCCCUAGUGACGAUGACAAGCUGCCAGAGCGCUUUGGCCUCUGCAUCAAGCCUCCGCCAAAUCACCCUUCGCAGGCGAUCCAGAUGUGGUACAUUGCUUGUUCCAUCCCUUCACGACUGCAUCGCCAAUACUAGCGAAUUGGCGCCAUCUCGACUCGAGCCAAGGUACUGAUAUGCCAGGAGAUUGAAGCUCGUGUGGGCAAGGCAGAUGCGAGUAUCAGAAAAGCCAUUAGCCACAUCUGGCUCUCGACCACGAUCAACCACGAAGCCAUCCCGUACACUCACGUGCUCGGUAACCUUCUGCAAGUACCCUCAAAUUGGCUGCCUCUACUCGUGAAAGAAGCCCAGGAGUUUGUAUAAUGUAGUGGCACGCUAGCUGGAUACAUAAUGCUGCCUCGAGCUUCUCCAAGCUCUUCGGUGAAGUGGAGCGCCAUGUAAGUACCUAGGCGUUUCUUGACUUCAUAGGCUUUCCUAUACCGGAUUCGGUAGAUUUCGAGUGCUUUUGCGCUCCCGACGAUUUAUUGUCAUAUAUCACGUCCGUAUUCGGUCUCGCCAUUGAU
Sphaerulina musiva SO2202 is the source of this 2548-nucleotide messenger RNA. RefSeq names its product Fungal_trans-domain-containing protein. Gene Ontology annotation, biological process: DNA-templated transcription. The record is from RefSeq and is a predicted model, not a curated record. Gene Ontology annotation, molecular function: zinc ion binding; DNA binding. NCBI's taxonomy places the organism in Eukaryota, Fungi, Ascomycota, Dothideomycetes, Mycosphaerellales, Mycosphaerellaceae. Bases 1 to 1938 code for a protein of 645 amino acids. The transcript has 2 exons.